Jaculus jaculus (lesser Egyptian jerboa) is the source of this 672-nucleotide messenger RNA. RefSeq names its product cytotoxic T-lymphocyte associated protein 4 (gene Ctla4). Bases 1 to 672 code for a protein of 223 amino acids. Gene Ontology annotation, biological process: regulation of T cell proliferation; B cell receptor signaling pathway; negative regulation of regulatory T cell differentiation. NCBI's taxonomy places the organism in Eukaryota, Metazoa, Chordata, Mammalia, Rodentia, Dipodidae. Gene Ontology annotation, cellular component: membrane; external side of plasma membrane. The transcript has 4 exons. The record is from RefSeq and is a predicted model, not a curated record.
AUGGCUUGUCAUGGAGUCCAGAGGUCCAAAGCUCAGCUGGAGCUGGCUUCCAGAACCUGGUUCUAUGUGGUCCUGUUUGCUCUUGUCUUCAUCCCUGUCCUGACCAAAGCCUUGCAUGUGACCCAGCCUGCAGUGGUGCUGGCCAGCAGCCGGGGUGUGGCCAGCUUUAUGUGUGAAUAUGAGUCUUCACAGCACACUUACGAGGUCCGGGUGACCGUGCUGCGGCAGAUAAACGGCCAGAUGACUGAGGUGUGUGCCACGACCUACACAGUGCAGGAUGAGUUGACCUUCCCAGAUGACCCCGUCUGCACUGGCACUUCUAGUGCCAGCACAGUGAACCUCACCAUCCAAGGACUGAGGGCUGCUGACAGCGGGCGCUACUUCUGCCAGGUGGAACUCAUGUACCCGCCACCAUACUUUGUGGGCAUGGGCAAUGGAACCCAGAUUUAUGUCAUUGAUCCAGAGCCGUGCCCAGACUCUGACUUCCUCCUGUGGAUCCUUGCGGCCGCGAGUUCGGGGUUGUUCUUUUACAGUUUCCUCAUCACCACUGUGUCUUUGAGCAAAACGCUAAAGAAAAGAAGUCCUCUUACAACAGGGGUCUAUGUGAAAAUGCCCCCAACAGAACCAGAAUGUGAAAAGCAAUUUCAGCCUUACUUUAUUCCCAUCAACUGA